This is a messenger RNA of Pelodiscus sinensis (Chinese soft-shelled turtle), 1004 nucleotides long. The record is from RefSeq and is a predicted model, not a curated record. Lineage: Eukaryota; Metazoa; Chordata; Testudines; Trionychidae.
AUGGGCGUUGGGGUCUUUGCAGCCCAGAGCGCGGCCGCGGGCCCCUGGGGGUCUGAAAACCCGGCCGGCGGGGAGACGAAGCGGGGCCGGGCCUUUGUGACUUGCUGGCUGAGCGAUCCCAAGCUGCGCUGUUGCCAGAGCCCAGCCCCAAGCGCCAGGUGCCGCAGGCCCUGCCCAGCUGCCCCCCUCCCCCGCAGGAUCCUGCUGACGGUGGUGGUGAUCUUCCGGAUCCUGAUCGUGGCCAUCGUGGGCGAGACGGUGUACGAGGACGAGCAGACCAUGUUCAUGUGCAACACCCUGCAGCCGGGCUGCAACCAGGCCUGCUACGACCAGGCCUUCCCCAUCUCCCACAUCCGCUACUGGGUCUUCCAGAUCAUCCUGGUGUGCACGCCCAGCCUGUGCUUCAUCACCUACUCCGUGCACCAGGCGGCCAAGCAGCGCUACCCGCUGCUGGAGAAGGACGCCCGCAAGGGCCGGGCGGCCAACGGCAUCCUGGUGCACCACCCCGGGGCCUCGGCCAAGGAGGAGCCCGACUGCCUGGAGGUGAAGGAGCUGCCCAGCACGCCCCUGCGCCCGCCCAAGAGCGCCAAGGCCAAGCGGCAGGAGGGCAUCUCCCGCUUCUACAUCAUCCAGGUGGUGUUCCGCAACGCGCUGGAGAUCGGCUUCCUGGCGGGCCAGUACUUCCUGUACGGCUUCCACGUGCCGGCCCUCUUCGAGUGCGGGCGCUACCCCUGCGUCAAGGAGGUGGAGUGCUACGUCUCCCGGCCCACCGAGAAAACCGUCUUCCUGGUCUUCAUGUUCGCCGUCAGCGGGAUCUGCGUGCUGCUCAACCUGGCCGAGCUCAACCACCUGGGCUGGCGCAAGAUCCGGGCGGCCAUGCGGGGGGUGCAGGCUCGCCGCAAGUCCGUGUGCGAGGUGCGCAAGAAGGACCUGUCCGCCCUGGCCCAGGCGCCGCCCCUGGGGCGCACCCAGUCCAGCGAGUCGGCCUACGUCUGAGCCCCCCC